Monascus purpureus is the source of this 318-nucleotide messenger RNA. NCBI's taxonomy places the organism in Eukaryota, Fungi, Ascomycota, Eurotiomycetes, Eurotiales, Aspergillaceae. The record is from the annotation of a GenBank genome assembly.
AUGACUCCAGCUGACCAUAAUCAAUCUAGCAAGAGAAUGGAGGUCAAGAUGGAAGGGGACAAGGAUAACUGCAGAAGGCAGAUGCAAGAUCUUGGUAUUCGUGUUGUAAAGGGGGGCGUACGUGCGUUGUUCCCUGCGAAAGAAACCGAGUCGUGGUCAAGAGAUCUUGGGAAUGAAUACACCGAGAUGAUGCCGCAGCACAAGUUGCAGAGGCUGCAUCAAACACGGUCCUGUAUGUGUGACCACCGGCGAUCCUGGAUGUCUAGAAGUGUCCUGCUGAACCGGCACGGAGGAAGAAGGCAGGAAGAACGGGACUAA